Cyanistes caeruleus (blue tit) is the source of this 701-nucleotide messenger RNA. The record is from RefSeq and is a predicted model, not a curated record. NCBI's taxonomy places the organism in Eukaryota, Metazoa, Chordata, Aves, Passeriformes, Paridae.
GGUCCUUUGGAAUAGGAAGAGAAUGCCUGACUAACAGCUGGAUGUGGGCUUUCAGGCACUGACAGACGACAGUGACAGCAUGGCCCAUUCCAUCGUCUGCACUGACAAUCCUGGCAGCAUCCUCUCAACUCUGACAUCCACGGAUAAACAGGAUCCCUUUGCAUUGCUUCGGGAAGUCUCAGGGAAUUGUGGGCGCUUGCAGGAACGUAUUGGUCAAAUGGACGAGGAAACCCAAACGGUCACAAGCCGCUAUCAGCAGAUGGAGGAUCUGAUAGAAGAAAUCAGAGGUUGCUGUGAAAACGUUGAGAAGUCCAGGGAAAAGCUGCAGCAAUGCAUGGGAAUCCCAGAGCCAGGAGCCUUGUGGCUGCAUCAAAGGAACACCGAGCAGCAGAAGGAAACGUCACCCCAGGUGGAAAAGGCCCAGCAGCAGGACAGGAUGGAGGUUGGUUUUGGAAAUGAGACUGGUUUUCCCUUGAAAACUUGUCUUGGCCCUUCUUGUACAGUGGAGGCUGCACUGGAGGGAGAAGACCCCUCAUUGCAGAGCGAGCUGGAAGUCAAGAGGCAGACACUGGAGGAAUUGCAGCUUCAGAGGGAUCUGCUGGAGCAAAGGAGGGAUGAUGUCACCAUGGCUCUGGACACCUCAUUGCUAGGCAGCACCUGUGGGAGUGGGAGUUGUGCCAGCCAGAUCAGCCCAGAUGCUG